AUGAGACAAAUACCUUAUCUCGGUGCAGGAGCCUCGUCGGCAAAGGUUGGAUCCGCCGUCUACAUCUCGCCACCAGCUGCCACCUCCACAUCCGCGGCGCUCGCCUGCGUCGGCACAUUCCAAGCCUUAGUCCUCGUCAUCCUCGUCUGCACAUUGAUCUGCGCCGUAGCGUUCAACGCCGUCAUCCGCUACAUGUGCGCACGGCGGCGGCAGCCGCGGACGCCGGCUAAUCGGAAGGCGGAUCUAGGCUGCGCCACCGCGGAGCAGGAACCGGAGAUUCCGUUUUUUAUUUGCUCCGAGGGGAUGGAGCUGGCCGAGUGCCCUAUCUGCUUGUCGGAGUUUGCGAUCGGCGAGAGAAUUAGGGUUCUCGAAAAGUGUAGCCAUGGGUUUCAUUUGCAGUGUAUCCCCGCCAUUAACAUCAAUACUAUUUGUAUCGGGAAACAACGACCAGAUUUUCUUCACUUCAUUUUUUAG
This is a messenger RNA of Erythranthe guttata (spotted monkey flower), 474 nucleotides long. NCBI's taxonomy places the organism in Eukaryota, Viridiplantae, Streptophyta, Magnoliopsida, Lamiales, Phrymaceae. The record is from RefSeq and is a predicted model, not a curated record.